AUGCUGAGCAAGUUUAUAAAUAAAAAAGAGAAGACAGAAGAUGUUAAAAUGAACCCAGUAACCAUCGACACCAUUAGAAACAGCGAUAAACACAUAGGUGCCCAUUUGUCUAUCCAGGGUGGAAUUAAUCUGAUAUUUGGAAGGAUAAAGUCCAUAGGCGCACAGGCAGCUGGGCUGUUUCUAAAGCCGCAGAGAACAUUCACCACCAAGCCGUACACCUCUGAGACCAUACACGCCUUCAAAAUGGCAAACACACACGAGAAGCUGCUUCCCCACGGAUCAUACCUUAUUAACUUGGCACAGCCUGAUAAGGAGAAAUCCGAUCGAUCUUACAAUCUGUUCCUAGAUGAGCUCACUCGAUGCGAACAGCUGGACAUUCCUAUGUGCAACAUACACCCCGGAAGCAACGUGGGAAAGCUGCCUGUGCAGGUUGCCUGCCAAAUGAUAGCAGAUAACAUUAACAAAGCGCACAAAGUCACAAAUACCGUUAUAGUUGUUAUCGAGAACAUGGCAGGCCAGGGAAACACUCUGGGCUCCAAGUUCGCAGAGCUAAAAAUGAUAAUAGACGGGGUGGAAGACAAGUCGAGAAUAGGCGUGUGCUUAGACACCUGCCAUCUUUUUGGCACAGGGUACAACAUAUCAACGAAAGCCAGUUUUAAAAAGGUCAUGGAUGAUUUUGAAAAGACCGUGGGGAUAGAAUACUUGAAGGGGAUGCAUUUGAACGACAGCAAAGAGCCCCUGGGCAGCAGAAGAGACAGACAUGCAUCGAUUGGAAAGGAUCUUAUUGGGCUGGAGGCUUUUUCGUACAUCAUGAAUAGCUCUAUUUUCAAUGGCAUUCCCAUGAUUCUGGAGACACCUGAUCCCGAAAGGUACAAAGAAGAAAUAGAGCUGCUUUAUUCGCUUAUUGAGAAAUAG
Nematocida minor is the source of this 915-nucleotide messenger RNA. RefSeq lists its product as uncharacterized. The transcript has a single exon. Gene Ontology annotation, molecular function: phosphoric diester hydrolase activity; zinc ion binding; DNA-(apurinic or apyrimidinic site) endonuclease activity. The coding region runs from base 1 to 915 and encodes 304 amino acids. Gene Ontology annotation, biological process: base-excision repair. Gene Ontology annotation, cellular component: nucleus; mitochondrion. The record is from RefSeq and is a predicted model, not a curated record. Lineage: Eukaryota; Fungi; Microsporidia.